Messenger RNA from Necator americanus (New World hookworm), 1029 nucleotides. RefSeq lists its product as uncharacterized. The transcript is spliced from 6 exons. Bases 1 to 1029 code for a protein of 342 amino acids. Lineage: Eukaryota; Metazoa; Nematoda; Chromadorea; Rhabditida; Ancylostomatidae. The record is from RefSeq and is a predicted model, not a curated record.
AUGAGCGAUACUACACAUGAGUUAUCGAACCUUCAUACACCGUUCUUUAUUCUCUACAUUGUUACUGGUGUUGUAUUUCUGAUGUUCCAUUUCCGAUUCAUAAUUGUCAUACAAAAAAAUAAGUCACUUGUGAAACUACCGGCUUUUCGUAUUAUACAACAUGAUUCUAUUGCAUGUUCCAUAAACAUAGUAUCGCAAAUAGUCGCUGUAGCAUCCACAUUGGCAGAUUAUAACAUGAAUUAUACACUCAACUGGAUAAACGGCGCCAUUUUUCAAGGCAGUUGGGCUGUCGAGUACCCAAUGAUCUUGAUUCUAGCUGCAAAUCGACUUCUGUCAGUCGCCUAUCCUAUGACCUCAAAUCGAAUUUUUGAUCUUAGCUUCGCUAAUGGUAUGGUUGGACUUUGUUGGGGUUUUGGUAUUUUCAAUGCCGUUAUCUGUCUUUUAGGACAAGUUCAGAGUAUCUGGAUCGCCACAGUGCCAGGAUUUGCUUUUACAAGUAAGAGUAUACCGGAAACCGAAUAUGUUCAAGCAUCUGAGCGCAAUUGCUCUUUGAUUACGGCAGAGAGUAAAGGAAUGUAUGAAAAGUCAUGUGGAUCGUUUAUUCUUCUCAAACAAGCUCUGCUAAUUAAGCGAUUCUCAGGUGGAACUGCUCUCGCAGAUUUCAUUUCCUACAUGGACUUUUAUUUCGCCGAAUUUGUUAUUCUAUCCAGUCUUAUAUGCUAUAUUUCAAUUUUUAUGAUUUUAUCCAAAAAGCACAACGCCAUAAGAUCUAUAAAAGUGGAAUUGCCAUUGAUUCUUCAUUUCGGGACAAUUUUUGCCUUAACGGCUGCAGUACUCUAUCUGUGGCAUUAUCCACCAUGCCAGAAUGAUCUUUAUGGACAUAUUUUCAACCUCUUCGUUCUGCUUAGAUUCUGUGUAUCUCCAGUACUUGCCCUGUUGACCAAUGAGUCGAUCCGAGAAAGAUUCUUUUGCAGAAAACUUCACGAGGACACUAAGACCAUAAUUUUGAAGCAAACUAAUACCAAAUAA